AACAAGUGCAUUGGUAUCACACCAUCUGGGAAACUUAGAUGAAGAAAUUGUUCUUGAACAACGCGUAAAAAAUAAAAUUCAUCAAAAACACAUCUUUUAUCCAAAUAAAACAUUAGGAGAUCUUAACAUCUAACUUAUAAAACCGUUGAGGUGUCUGCAAGUUGUCCCAGAAACCAUCGAACACACAUUAAAUAACCAGAUACUACAUGCUUGUUUCACAAAUUAAAUAGACAUGCAUAUCCUACGUGACAUAAUAGAUGUAGACCGCAAUUUGUCAUAUAGGAUACCAUGUAGGAAUGUGUGUCUACUUAUUCAAUUAUAUACAAGUUCAACAACCUACUCAAACACACCUAAGAUUAAUGUGAAGUUGGCAUUAGUGUAUCUACUCAAACACACCUAAGAUUAAUGUGAAGUUGACAUUAGUUGGGUUGUGUAUCACAAAUGGACUAAAAGUCAGAUAUUAAUUUUCUUUAUAUUGUUAAGGGCUAAGUUAUUUCAAGCUUAUAAUGCUAUGUUGCACACACCAAAUGUUCAGCCCUAGGUGUGAGAUGGAAUCCCCGCAACAUACCAGACGUUCAGCCCUGGGCGUGAGAUGGAAUUCCCGAGGUGAGGUAGGCUAUUGAAGAAUGAAUAAAGGUUCAUAUUGAUGAUUACUGCGACAAGUGGUUUCUUUAUAAGAGUUGAAUGAAUAGUUUCCUUUAUGAGCCAACUUUAUAGCAUAAAUUAGAUUAAAGACCAAAUAUCACUCAAACAGAAUUAUUACGUGGAGAUUACAAACUAAAAGAUAAACUAAAAUGAGUAUCAUUUUUAUCGGAUGUCCUAUAAAACGGAUAAGAAAAUCAUAAUCCAUAAAUUAAAGGAGAGAAGCUUCUAGAGAGAAAAAAGUGUGACACAAAUUAAAUCUUAAUUCUUUUCCAUCCUACGCAACUCAAGGUACAAAAACAUAAUUUUUGUGCCAUUGACUCAUAAACGAAAAUUCUUUUCCCAUUACCAAAGCAUUUUUUUCACCUUUUUAUAACACCAUUUUUUCUUAUAUUAUAAAAACUCUAUCUAUCUAUAUAUAUAACUUCUUCAUUGAAAGCUACCCCCGCCACCCUUCAUCUUCUUAAACAUUUUUAUCAAAAUUUAUAUCUUUAUCCUCUCAUCAUUCAUAUCUGAUUUUGAUCUUCAGAAAAUUAAAUUUAUCUCUCAACAAUUUCUAUCGUAUAUCAUAUUUUUAUUUUAUUCUCAGAAUUGGUUGUUUUUUAUCACUCACCUUCGUAUUAUUCUCCUUAACAUUGUAUCUUUUGGUUUUGUAGGCCACUUACAAUCUUUUUUUCUUUUUAGUUUUAUGCUCGUUUUUUACGAGAGAUUUUCAUUUCUACACAUACGAGAUUUGAAAAGACCAGGUGGUCAAAAAAUCUUCAUUUCUACGCAUACAAAAGAUCUGAAAAGACCAUAUGGUCAAAAUAUCAUAAUUUCAACCUAUACGAGAUUUGAAUAUACCAAGUGGUCAAGAGAUGUUCAUUUCUACCUAUACGAGAUCGGCGGUCAAGAUAUCUUAAUUCCCUAUUGGAUCAUUGGUAUAAUAUUGUUAAUAGUAAAGAGAGAAUAUUUAUUUUAUGAUGGAUCAUCAUCGUCAUCACAGGGACAAUGAAUUUGAAUAUCAAGAAAUCCAGAAAACAAAGACAUCAUCAAAAUUCAAUAGAUCAAGGACUAUACACAGCCCGAGAAACUCGAUUGAAUUCCCCGAAAAGCCCUUGUAUCUCUAUCCUUCUCCUCAUUCCAUCGAACGUAAUGGCUCCAUUAAAAAGCUUCAUUGCUCACCUUUAGGAUCCAUGGUUGGAAAUUCAUUCAAAGGAAAAGUGAAAAAGCUGUAUUCAAUUUUCGACUCUCGUAAAGAAAAUCCUCGAUCCUCGAUUCCAAAACCUCAAAGCAAGCAUUCAAAGCCAUUGAGUUCGAACCCUCUGUUAUUGCCGGAUCGUGUGGUAAUUUACUUCACGAGUAUCCGUGGAAUUCGAAGGACCUUCGAGGAUUGUUACACAGUGAAGAUGAUAUUAGGAAGCUAUCGUGUUAAAGUCGAUGAAAGAGACGUGUCAAUGCACAUCGCGUAUAGGAAGGAAUUGCAAAAUGUUGUAGGUGAGAAGAACAACCAUAGUAUUGUGACAUUGCCACAGGUUUUUAUUAAAGGGAAAUACAUUGGAGGUGCUGAAUUGAUCAAGCAAUUGAACGAAAUCGGCGAAUUGCCAAAGUUGUUAAGAGGGAUUCCUUUAAGGCCAAUUGGUUAUAUCUGUGAAGGUUGUGGGGAUGUACGGUUCGUGCCUUGCUCGAAUUGCGAUGGCAGCAGGAAAUUUUUCGAUGAAGAUGAAGGACAAGUUAGGAGGUGUCUUAUUUGUAAUGAGAAUGGAUUGAUUCGAUGCACACUUUGUUGUUCUUGAUCUACAUGAUGUAUUUAUAACAUGUUCGUUGUGGCCUUAUAGUUUUUUAGUCGGUGAGGCAAAGACGAAUGCAGAAUUUUAAAUGAGCGAGGUAAAUGUAACACUUUUGUAUCAACAGGUGGCGUUUAAUCUAAUAUAAAGUACCAUCUAUUACUAUGUA
This is a messenger RNA of Solanum pennellii, 2577 nucleotides long. RefSeq lists its product as uncharacterized. Bases 1602 to 2417 code for a protein of 271 amino acids. Lineage: Eukaryota; Viridiplantae; Streptophyta; Magnoliopsida; Solanales; Solanaceae. The transcript has a single exon. The record is from RefSeq and is a predicted model, not a curated record.